Mya arenaria is the source of this 15261-nucleotide messenger RNA. RefSeq lists its product as uncharacterized. Gene Ontology annotation, biological process: lipid transport. The transcript is spliced from 50 exons. Lineage: Eukaryota; Metazoa; Mollusca; Bivalvia; Myida; Myidae. Gene Ontology annotation, molecular function: lipid carrier activity; calcium ion binding. The record is from RefSeq and is a predicted model, not a curated record.
UCGGACGUCCUCGGCAUGCACAACAUCACCACUGUGAUCAAGUUCCGUGUACGCUGUGUUAACGGUACGGGUGACAGCGGCCGAUUGCACCAGCUGUUCGUCGACAGUUUUGUCCAACACUCGGAACAUGGCUAUAUGGCGGACAACCCGCUGAACUGGCACCUGGACCACAGUUUUUACUUCACGGUUGGGCAGUCUGGGCUGGUGCGGUUUGUCCACUACCAACCUGAGGAGCUGUAUGAGCUACUCUCCCUCAAGAAGGUGCUCGCUUCCACCCUCACCACACAUGUACAGAUUGGCGAGGGUCCGUCCUGGCAGUAUGAUUCGGAGGAGGAGGACCACGCAGGUACCCUUGAUCACCGGUACCAGGGCAAGCGACUGAUGGACGGGGUGAAAUUGGUCAGAAGUCACCAGAGCCUCACUGACGUUCACCGGCUGCAUCAUAAGACAGUCCACAUGGAUACACGACUGACCCCUCAACACGUGGAGCUCCUUGACAACAUAACGCUCCAGCACACGCCCAACAGAGUGACCUCACGGACACUUGAAGGAGCAGCCGAGGUUGAAGAAGAUAUGUCUGGAGAGUUUCCGAAGAUUUCCUCAAUUUCUAGAAGCAGGGUAAAACUGAUGGUCAAAAGCAAGCACUACGCGCCAUCCACGCCCCACGCGUUUCAUGAGAUGCACCAGGAUUCCAUCAGCGUCAAGCAAAGGCCCCAAGUGAAGAUCCCGUUGAAAGAAGCGGAGAAGGACAUCCAGGGUUAUCUGAAAUGUAUCCACGCCAUCGAGAACAAGUACGACCGGAACCGUACCGAGUGCGUGCACAAACUAAGAACACUAGUGCAUUCUUUGGAGCGUGACGACUUCCUGAGGUUUGGACAGAGCGCGUUGUCCAAGGAAUGCCCGGAAAACCACACACUAUGUGCCGACGAGAGGAACCUCUUCAUAGACCUGAUAGCACGAGAGGGCAGUGCGGACGCCCAGUUGCUGGUGCUGGAACUGGUCAUGUUGAAGCCGAACGCGACCGAGGACGACUUGAGGAGGUGUCUGUUUCACGCCAUCGCCAUACAGUCACCAGUGCAGGAGCUUGUCCAAUACGUAGAAGCACUUUGCUUUGAAGAAGAAAACACUAUUCCUGGAGACACGCCAACGCUGACGAAGACUCGGAAGCGAGCUUGUCUGUCUCUCGGUGCGAUGGCAAAGUCCCUGCACGACAACAACCUCACCGAGUCUGACCGCAUCGUGGAGAGAAUUGAACACUGGUUGAACAUCCACAAUGAGAGCAAAUCUAUGGAAAUCGUUAAACCAAGGCGAAAGCGGUCAAUCAUUCAACACGAUAUACCUGCGAGAAAGCACAUUGAAACUAAGACCAUUCUAAUCCAGUCCCUUGGAAACGCUGGAAAGACGCGUUCAUUACGUCACAUCCGGUCUUAUAUGGUACCAAAUGCUGGUGUUACAGCGUGGAGAAGGGCUGCUAUUCAUAGUUUGAGGCACUUCACCUGCAAUGAAAGCGCCGAAGCAUUGGUAAAAAGUAUUAUCCACGACAGUGACGAGGUUGUUCGGCAAACCGCGCACACUGUGCUGACCAAACACCCGAAAGCAACCGACAAGAACUUCACUUUGCUACAGGAGCCGGAAAUAAUCAGUAAAAACUACACAUACCCGAUCGUGAGUCGAGCCAGGAGAAGCCUGCUUCAGACGUUGGAGCAGGGAAUCCAUGUGACCAUUAAGCCUCCCGGUAUUGCGUGGUCCAAAACGCUUGGAAACAGCAACAUCGGAGCAAGCUUCGGGCUAAUCAUAAACAACACUCUCGACCUAAAACUUUCGUUGUUGAGAGGGCACUUUAUGGUUGACGUUUAUGACCACGCCUGGGCCGAGGCCCACGUGGGGCUGAUCGGCUUCGAUGUAGACAUUGUAAAGGCAUACGUCUGUUUCAAAGGUCAUAUUGGCUAUGACCUGAACGUUCUCAAGGAUUUUGGUAUCAAUAGCCUGUCUGACCUGGUGCACAUUUUUGACAAAAUCGUCAAAACGAUUGUAGAUCCUAUCACAGAUGCUAUUUCAAACUUCAGGAAAACCAUAACUAACUUCAAAGAUGGGAACAGUUUAAAACAAACUGUCAAUUCCUUAGUCGAUAUUGUGAAGCAUCUACCAACCAAACUCGGUGAUGUUGCUACCAGAAUGAAAGAAUUUGUGAAGGAUUUAUUUAGUAUAAGCGGGAACGCUGUCAUUGACGAAAUUAAGGCCAUCGUGAAAGAGGUCAGGGAUUUCAUUGAUGGAAUUUCCCAAGACGCUCUCAAGUUUUACAACGAUGUCGUAGAUUCUGUAACAAUGGCGCUCCCGUACAUCGCUAAGAAAAUAGUAGACGCAUUCAAUUCAAUCGUCGAGGCCGUUUUAAAGCUCUUCACCAACCCAAUUCAAGCAAUCACCAGCUUGUCCACGGCUGUUCUUGAUAUCAAAAUGGCGAUCACAAUGGUGGUGGAUGUAAAAAAUACGAUUGUUGAUGCCUGUAUGUUUAUUAAAGGAAGGGUCACUGAGUGGAUAUCAAUGGCAAAGAGAAUCCCAUCGAUUCUGAACCGCCUGAUGGAAACUUUCAAGAAACUGACAAAUUCCAUCAAAAACGGUGGAAAGUCAAUCGGGAAAGAAACAAAAUCUCUUGUUAGUGACGGCGUCAAUCAAGUUAAAGGAUCAUUACACGACCUUCAAAUGGACCUAAAAGCUAAAUGGGAAAAUGUUUUCGAACCUCUUCAAACCCUGAUUGACUUUGUGGCACCUUUCGUUGAUACAUUCAAAUCCAUCAUGGACGCAAUACAUGAAAUCAAAUCGGGAUACACGACGAUAAAAAAGACCGUCGAGAUCAGCAAGUCGUAUGUGCAGAAGGUGUUCGGACCAAAAUUUCAUCGCGAUUUCCCCACAACCCCUCGUGGCAAGUUUGACGACUGCCCUGAUGGUGUUUGGCCAACCACAGCUAAUGGCGCCUACGACACUACCGGUGUUGACCUCAAACUUGGCGUGGGACAAUCGAUAAAGAUGCCAGUGAACGGAAUCUUGAAAAUAUUCAAAGACGACAAGAAAGUUGUAAUUCAACCGAAAGACCCUGAAUUCGUUGCUUUAGAAAUCGUGAUCGAGAAUAUUGACGCUAACCAAUCAAUGCACGGUCAAAGUGUUGAUGCGGGGAAAAAGAUCGGCAAAGCCACAACUGCUCGUUCGUGCAAACCACGAAAAUUAGACAUAAUAGUGAAGGAAGCAGACGAUCAAUCUCAGGAUGGAAAUCAGGCGAAUACAGAUAAGCUGCUCGAGAUAACUAUAGGAGAAGCUAAACCUCUGAAACAAAGCGACUGGCUGUCAAAAAAAGCCUCCGAAGGGAAAAACUAUAUUCACGUAUCAGUCCGUCCGUCCCAAGGAGAUAAAAAACGUCUAGAUGCUGAUUACGAUUACACCGACCCUUCACCGUUCCUGGACAGAAUUGUCCCUAUUCCGAAAUGGAUUCAGGAGUGUAACGACCACGAGUUUAGAUAUAUUGGGCAGACCUUUGAAUCAGGUGAGACAGUGGAGGGCGAGGGUCCCGAUACAAAGGAAGAGCCGAUCAUCAGAGGUCGGGAGCCAGACACGGACGCGCUUGAUGCCAUGAUGGAGGACGAGGACUCGAUUUAUAGACAUGAUGUCCCAGAACUUUACGACCCUUCGUCGUUCAGUGAUAGUUUGAAGAAAAGUUUGAAGGAACAGGCAAAAAAGUUCGCAGAAUUCUUUAAAACGGCGCUUUUUGGAGAGAAUGGCCCAGAAGUACCAAACAUUCUUGAGAUUGUUGAUGUAAAUGGCAAGACGGUUGAUUGGAUCAUAAACAAAUUGAGUAAUACAUCAGUUAUUGGAAAGAAGUUCCUCAACAUUGUACACAGUUUGGCGUGUGCGAAACGCUCUGAACCGUUUGAGGCAGCAUUAACGAUGACAACUAACACUAUGCUCACGUACCUGAAAAAUAAUGAUGCACACUUUGAUUUCGGUGGGUUAAACUUUGGCCAAUCAGAAACAGACGAAACAGGAAAGCGUGAUGAAAUUUUGAAAUUCGGGGAUCCUGGUCAAAUGACGCUUACUAUGGUGUCUUUACCUGAAAAAAUUUGUCCUGCAUUCAAGGAUAAAAUUGCCACAGGAUUCGGCCACAUAUGUUUUGUCCAGGACGACUGUUUGGGUCUAAGUUGUAAUGUACCAUUCUCUUCUGGUGCAAAAACAAUAAUAGUACAUGCUUCAAUCGCACUGAAGCCUUCAGACAUGACACUCGUGGUAGAAAUAAUGAACCACACUCAUACACUUCGACCAGAUGGUACGGACGUAAACAUAGAUCUUCAAAGUAAGCUGUUUGGAAUGAAUCUCUACUUUGUCGGCAAUGUGCGAUUAUAUGAGGGCACAUUUCACCUCACAGCAGAAUUUAAACUUUGUACAGACCUCUUUGCGGCAUGUCUUUCGCCGAUUGAACUGUUUCAUGACAUACAUUUUAUUCCAAAUACUAUCAGACGUACACGAGCCACUGGAGGAUGUCAGGAUGUUCAUAUUUGGCAACUUCCGGUUCCAAUAUUCAUGAUGCAGCUUAGUGAGUUCGGCCUUAUGAAUCGGGAAGUGACCCAAACACUUGAACAAGUCAGACAUACAGUCCUUGAGGAGCUGAUGAAAGAAGUACGUUCCAAACUUGCCGAUGCAGCAACAGAGUUUGCAAACAAGAUAGACUUUUGUGUAAGCGCGGACAAUUCUGUUCCACAUGAAGAUAUACCGUUCUUCAAAUAUUCAAGUAUUUUCUUCGUCGGUCCAGUCCCACUGACGCUUGUUUUCGGGGCCGGAGGUACUGUUGGUCUCAGGGUGACGGUUGGACUGUGUGUGGUCAGCAUGACAACACAGCUUACCCUUACGCCAUCGGUGGGAGGGAAAGUGUGGGGCGAUGCAAGUGUUUACAUUGGAUUUGCCAGAGGCGGUAUUGCACUGGAAGGCUAUCUCAUGGAGACAAAGUUUCCUAUUCUUACAGAGAUUGUGUUCUCCAAGUAUCCUCUGGACGUAGGAGCGAAAAUGGAUUUAACUCUUACCCCAUUGCGACUUACACUGACGGGAUAUGCAAGACUCAACCUGUUAUUUACAACAGUAACUGUGUUUGAGGGGACAAUUUGGGCAUACGCAGUUCCUACAAUUAACAAGAAUAUUUUCCACAAAAAGAAACGCGACGACGACCCGUCCCCUCCUCAUAUUCAGCCUUUAACUGUUAAUGAACGCAGAAGACGUUCCGGCUCAGAAGGCUGUCUGGUACAGCAGAUUUUCAAUCGCCCGUAUUACGAUCCGGCAUUUAAAUUAGAAAUGUACGCACAGGACGAAGUCAGUGAAACGAAGCUGUUUUACGCAAUUGGUACAGACAAAGGAGGUACAGACGUGCAAGACUGGACUAAUAUAGGAGGUAAUUCCUUGAUGGUUCCAGCAAAGAUUCCGGGAGGUAUUCCAAUAUACUGGUCAGUGAAAGCUAAGAAUAGCCAAGGCCUUGAGGCUAUUGUUCAAUGUUCGUUAAACACCUAUGACAACACACUAACAGACGGCAGAGUAGAACAUGCAUACAUGUUUUCAUCCCAUCCUUCAAAGAUGAUCGCUUCAGUUGUAGCUUUUGAUGACAGUCCGCUCAAGGAAAUACAGUAUAAAGCAGUCGGAUUUAGCCCAGGAAAAUUUGGUUCCCAGUUUGUUGGAUGGGAAGAAGUACGUCUGGACCAUUCAUCACCGAGAAAAGGCGUGUCAGGUCAGCUACAGCACUUUAAUUACCCAAGGGAAGGGAAGCUCGUCGCUUACAUUCUGCAAACAACGAAGGUCCGGACACCAGAACUUUGCGCCAUAGCUUGCAUAUCGUACGGAUACAACUGUGUUUCAUUUGAUUACGAAUACCAUUCGGAAACAUGCGACUUGCACGAUAUUGUUGAAGGGGCAAAUGCCUAUUUAAGAAUCAGUGGAACAUACAGCAACUAUGAACGUCUCGGUAUUGGUUAUCACGUAACGCUAGAGUAUGAUAACCUGCCGUUAUCACACGGUGCGCAGUAUUUUGUUAAUGUUCAGGUCAACAACGUUCUGGGCUACCAAUCUUUCCUUCUUGGCGAGGGAACCCUCGUAGAUUUUACACCACCCGAACCAGGCCUGAUUAUGAAUAACAAAACGGAUUAUUUGAAAGCUGAUAGGUGCAAUGCAUCUGUCGCACAGCGCUGUAACGAAGUCACAUGGAAGGCUAAUCACAGAAUUAUCGUUGACGGUCCGGGAUCAGAAACAGUGUUUAAUGGACAUGAACCACUUAAGGACGAGCUAUUUACGCUUACCAAUCACUACGUCUCAGCUAACUGGAAGGGAUUUCGCGAUGAUGAAAGCGGUAUUUGGGGACAUACAUGGGCAGUAGGGAGAAAUAUCUGCAGUUCUGAUGUGAUUAAUUUUGAAAACCCAUAUGCUCAUCUGACGGACAAGAAAUUUUGGACAGAUUCAGCAUUUCACAAGAGCAUACAUCUUACCGAUGGCCGAUACUAUAUCACUGUUCAAGCACUGAACGGCGCAGACUUGGGCGGGUCAUUAGUUACAACAGUUUGCCAUUCGACUCCUUUCAUCGUCGACACUACGCCGCCAAUAUUCCAAAAAGUGACUGACAUUAUAUAUGAUGAAGACUUUGAUUUGAUUGCAAUCUAUUAUAAUGCCACUGAUGAACUUAGUAAAAUUGCACACGCCGAGUUCGGCCUUGGGAAAACGAAGUAUGACGUUCAAUUGAAGCCGUACGGUCUACAUGCACCCAUGGAACGAGAGGACCCAUUUGUAGCAGUCGAGGAUUUAGGACUACAGGAGGGUGUCCCAGCAUGGAUCAGGAUUAGGGUUACAAACAAUGUCGAACUUUUCACUGCGGGCCAUGGCGAAGAACCAAUUUUAAUUGACAAGUCACCGCCAAUACCCGGUAAUGUUAUGGAUGGAGAUCGUUUGCGAAAAGACAAACAGUUUCAAGCAGAUGACCAUAAGAUUUGUGCACAGUGGAUUGACUUUUACGAUCCAGAGUCGGGCAUUGAUAGGUUUUUGUGGGGUGUUGGCACAUCUCCGCAGAAGGAUGAUAUUGUGGCGUUCCACAAUCUAACACGUUACGACAAAUCCAGCUGUUCCCCUGCUAGCCUACAACACAACGACAUCUACUACUCCACAGUGUUAGCUUACAACAAUGCUCUCAAUUCAAAAGCAUCGAACAGCUCUUCAGAUGGAGUGCUCGUUGACACAACACCGCCACUAGCAGGGAGUGUUUCAGAUGGAAAAAGAGGAGACCCGGAGCAGAAAUACAGUUCAGAAACAGUGUCAAAAUUUGCAAACUGGCAUGGCUUUCAUGAUCCAGAGAGCGGCAUACAGAACUACAGAGUAGACGUGUUCAUAAACAAUGAACACAAACAGUCGUUUGAGACAGGAGCUGAAGACCAGUUUGAAGACCAUACCAUUUCUAUGGAACACAGAGACAAUGUUAACUUCAAAGUUCAUGGAGUAAACGGUGCUGACCUGGAGGUAGAUGCAGAUAGCGACAGUUUUCAGGUUGAUCUUACCCCUCCAACCAUGACGGAAAUCUCAGAUAACUUAAAUGGCCAAAAUUACCAAAGUGAUAACUCGUCUCUUAGUUUGACAUGGAACUUCCAAGAUGAAGAAUCCGGUAUUAAUUUCUACAGAGUCACCAUAUUUGAGAGUGAAUUUGGCACAAAAAAUGUAUACUGGCCGAAAAAUGAAACAAUGGAUUACAACGAAACUAAACCAGUAUCUGCCUAUAAUGGACUCAUGCAUGUAGUGCUAGAUAAUCUUUCGCUGAAGGAUGGGUACAAGUAUUCAUUGCGUGUUACUGCUUUUAAUGGUGCGAAAUUGUCAACAUUACAUGAAACACAAGGCUGUACAAUUGAUGCGAGUUCACCCGAACCUCCAAAUGUCCACAUAGGUUUACCAAAAGAUGACGAAGAACUUGAUGACGACGGAAAAAAUGUUGUUCACAGUGACCAGAACGGGAUCCGUGCAAGCUGGAACGGCCGUGAUGCACAAAGUGGUAUUGUGACGUAUCUUGUUGCCAUAGGGACAGUAGGGACAGAAGCAUCAGCAGAAUCCAUCCUACCGUAUACUGAUUUUGGGAAGGAGACUACUGCAUAUAUCAACAACAUAUUCUUCACUCCAUCAGAAGGGAAUGGUACAUCAACUAUCUACAAAGUUUCUGUUAAAGCUAUAAAUGGGGCUGGCUUAACAUCUUUAGCAGGUGAGUCAAACCCUAUAUUCGUGCACAAAGCAAAUGUGCCUGGUAUUGUCUUUGAUGGAAGAAACCUUUACGAAGAUGAGGCAUUCACAAUCGAUUACACGUCGAUUGCAGCGUCUUUCUAUGGCUUUGAAAGUGAUUCCUGCGAUAUAAUCGGUUAUGACUGGGCGAUAGGAACGACAGAGUUUGGAACGGACGUGCUGUCCUACACUGAUUUCGGCUUAGUUAUGAAUAAUAAAAGUCACGGACAAUGCCAAAUUCAUACUGAAUUGUUCGAAGAUGUCACGUAUUACAUCUCUGUCCGUGCAGUUUUAGGAUGUCACGAAGAAUACAUCGUUUCAUGUUCGGACGGUAUUACAUUAGAUCGCAUUGCUCCAGCUGUUACAUUUGAAAUUGACACUGACACAAACAUUUCAACCAUCAAUAACGUGAUGUAUCAAUCAACGACGGACUCCCUUGGCAUCACCGGUAACACAACAGACAGAAACGGUGUAUCUUUAAUCGAAUGGAGUCUUGGAACACUUCCUGUCCUUGGUGACAAACAUCAAUUUUCUGGAGAUUUGUCAGCAUUGACAAGUGUUUUAGCUCUCGUUCCUGGCGAGGCAGUGUUCUUAACGGCACAUGCUGUUGAUAAAGCAGGUAAUCAGAAUAUUACAUCGUCACUGCCAUUAAUUGCCGAUAAAACAUCUCCAAUGAUGAAGGAAUUUGACUGCACCAAUUACAUCUCCACACGCAAAAGCUUGGUUACCUGCAGCUGGCUUACAGUGAUUGAGGAGGAAAGUUUGAUAAGCGAUAUAAAGAUAUCAAUUGGCUCAAACAGCACAUACUUUGACAUACUUGACAAGUACGAACUUCACAGAAGCGCUUACAGCUUCACACGAGAUCUGUUUGAUCACAUUAACCACAUACAAAAUAUGACAAAUGUUUAUAUUUUGGUCACCGUCAGCAACGUUGUUGGACUGUCGAAAUCUUACGGCUGGGAUGUGAUUGUUGAUUUAACUCCACCUACAGCGGAGAGCCUCGCCGUGGUUACAAGCACGAUUCCUGGUGUAAUCAAUGAUGCUCAUCAGCAAUGUCAGAUACCAAGGGGAUAUGUUGAAGUUAAACUUAACGACUUAAAAGACAAAGAAUCAGGAAUCGAUGAAAACAGAUAUGAACUUGCUAUUGGAAAUUCAGUGUUUGGAUCAAAUUACCUUGCAUAUACGGCAGUUGAAAAAUCUGUGGAUGGAAUUUUCUUCAUUGACGGUUUCUUUUUGCCAUCUGAUGUGGCUUUCUACGCAACAAUGAGAAUACACAACAAAGCAGGUCUGAAAACGGAGGUUUCAUCUAAAAGUGUCGUUGUAAGUCAAACGCCUUACUUGACCGUCAUGGAUGGUGAUCAAGACGAGGACAUUGAUUACCAAUCAGUACCGAAUUUGAUACAAGGCACUUGGAAAUAUACAGACGCCUGUCCGAUUACCGAAGCAAAGUGGUCUGUAGAAAACCUAGCCGGCAGGGUCUUGUUCGACUUUAUUCCGAUACCGAAUGCUGGUCAGGUUUUUUUUAACGAUGAGGUUCAAUUAGAAAACGGCAUGAAGUAUAUCGUAACCGUCCAGACAAUUGAUGCACUGGGCAGGAAAAAAGUGGCUCGGUCUGAUGGAGUUUCUAUUCGAAUACAACCUCCACUUCCGGGAUCCGUCCGAGAUGGAUUGGAUUUAGAUCUAAAUUAUCAGUUUAGUACAACGGAACUUUCGGCAAAUUGGGACAAAUUUGGUGAUGGGUCGAUCGAUCCGACUCAAACCAUAACUCGAUAUAAGGUAGCCAUAGGAAACGAUAGGCGAUAUUCAAAGACACGUUCCAAUGUUCAUUACUUUGCAAAUGUUGGUUUGAAUACUUCCUAUACGUUUACAAGCCUCAACUUAACGUCGAAACUUGUUCGCUAUUACAUCACAGUUCGAGGAUACAGUCAAGCUGGUGGAUUUAUAGAGGGAUACAGUAAUGGAAUACGUGUUGGGUUUGACGAUGAUAUUCGACCAGGAAGUGUCUCAAUUAACAAAUACCAAGCUUCUACAAAUAAAAUGUCAGUUUCUUAUAAUGGAUUUCAGUCUGAUAUUGCAAUAAUUGAUUAUAAAGUUGCAAUAAGCAGUCACAAUGAGAUAAUUGCAAACGAUACAGUAAAAUGCAUUGAUAUAACGAAGAAUUCAUCCAUGUACGAUGCCAGCAAUUUACAAAGUUAUGGCUUGAACGAAUAUGUGGAAAUUGAUGGACUGCAAUUAGUACAUGGCGGCCAGUACUAUGUAACAGUCGUAGCUGAGGACGAAGCAGGAAUGUGCAUUGCACUUACGGGCGGCCCGAUCCUAAUUGAUACGACUCCGCCACAAAAAGGACAUUUGCUGAUUAAUGGUAUUGAUCCUACAACGGUUGUCUACCUUAGACUUCAUUCUUAAAUAAAUGUCGAAUGGGAUGGAUUUGCGGACAGCGAUUCAGAUAUUCGAUCUACGCAUGUAAAAUUGUUUGAAUGUAAUACAUGCCUAAAUACAACACUUACAAGUGAUUCAUGUUACAUAAUAGAUGAAAGUUUGGUUUUAAACGACGCAAAAACAGCCUUUUAUGAACUUGACUUAUAUCCUGAAAAGGCAUAUUACAUUGGUUUAGAAGUCACAAAUGGAGCUAAUUUGAAAACAACCUCUCAGAGUUCAGUCGUACUGGUUGAUGAAUCCCCACCAUUAUCAGGUCAAAUUAAGAUAACAAAGGACUGGAAGGGCGUUACGACAUUCCAACAUUCAACUUCAUCGUUAUCAGGUUUUGUCCCUAUUGCUAUGACUCAGGAAGAUUAUCUGUGUCCAAAUCAAUUAAGGUAUUUUCCGGUACAUGGGUCAGAUAGGAUGAAAAAAUUUCUUGAUGAAUUCAGCGAUGACUUUUUAGUAAUCAAUGUCACUGGUGCAUACAUGGGUAUUGGCUACAAUUCAGAUCUCUCAGGUAUGACGAGGACUGGUAUUUUAUCAGAAAAGAUGCCUUUACAAAAUGGGAAUUAUACAAUAAGUUUAGGGGCUGCUACCGGAACUAUGAUUAUUACGACAUUUGCUAUAAUAACUGAUCCAGUUGCAAUUUCAUAUGAAGUUUCAGACAAACCUGUCGAAGUCUUUUUUGACUUAAAUGCUUUCGAUAACAUAACCGGACUUGAAGCAGAUAAUUCCGCUGACUUUGGAAAUUCAAGUUCAACGACAACAUCAACGACUCCAAUGCCGGGAACGUUUAAACCAAAUAAUGAAACAGGACAAGGGAUGGCUGAUUUUGAGGCUGAAGAAUACGGCUUUGGGAUUCACAUUCUUGGAUACAAAAUGGGCGAUAAUGAAUACUAUCACCAUGUGUUUUGGGCUAAAAGCAAAUUUAAAAAAGUCAAUAGAUGGUUUCAAACGACGAAACAUCCAGAUCAAAUUAACGAGUAUAUCGUUAAUGUCAGGAAAAGUUAUGAAUACCUAACAGAAACUGUAGAUCUGUUAUUGAUUGUUGACGGCGACGAAAAGGUAAGCCUGUCCGGUUUCAACUUUUAUGGAGAUGUAAACCUGGCAGCGCUCACUUGGAAUGAAGACAACUACAUGCCUCCAUUAAAUAUCUACCAGCCAUUUUAUUCCGACGCAGUUUUACGAGCAAUAGAUGUACCAGAUAAUCGGGACAAGCUGUGCCGCUAUGGAAGAGCAUUUUAUGACGGAGAAAGCGGGAUAAAAGAAUUGUGGGUUGGUGUUUCUGAUAAUAUCAAAGAAAUGGGCAAUAUUCUCCCUCUGUUUUUGUUUAAGAAAUUUUGCUUUCCUUGCAUCAAACCAUGCGAUCAUCUCUGCCGUGAAUCAUGUACAGAUGAAAAACUUUCGGAUGGUUUUAAUCUUGUUCCAAUUGAACUGAACGGGUUGGACAUGGACAAAGUCGAUAUAAAUUCUAUGUGUGAAAAUAUUACGAGUAAGGUUUCCUGCAACAGUACAUCUUAUUAUAUCAAUGCAAAGCUUGUCAACUUUGCAGGAGAAGAAACUACUACAGUUUCAAAUUCCAUACAAAUCGAUACAACGCCACCAAAAUGCUUCUAUGUUAAAUGUACUGAUCCGGAAUACAAUGUAGACCAACCAACAGAAUAUUUAGGUUCAAGCUCAACGAUUGGGGCUUAUUGGAAUUGUACAGAAAUGGAAAGUCUGAUUGUUCGACAUAAGGUUGAGGUUGUAGACAUAACAAAUGGCAACAUUGUAAUGAAUACCACAGAUGUCGGGCUUAAAACCAGAGUACGCUUAAAUCUUGUAAAUGGUACGUUUGAAGAUGGAAACGACUAUAUGGUCAGAUUGACUGUAUUAAACAGUGCUGGGCUAACGUUGAUGUCCUCGUGCAAAGUCCAUGUGAACCUUUAUCCACCAGACGUAUCUGCUGUUGAUUCGGAACCUUUAUACACGGACGGAACCACGCCAUCGAUGAAUAUGCCUUAUUGGACUGAUUUCCAAACCCAGAUCGGUAUGCACUGGUCUGGAGGGACACCUGAUACAGAGUUUUAUGAAUGGCAGGUGGGGACAAGCCCAGAUGGAUCAGAUUUGUUCCCCUCUUCCAAAGUAAGCAUUAACUCUACUGGCUCCGCAGCCAUUGUACAUGGCAAAGUACAUUACAACAGCAAGUACAUCAACAAAACUGUGUUUGAAUAUCGCAACAUGACCAAUAAGACGUUGGAACAAAUUCAAAACCUUACUUCGGCCAGUGAACAGGAGAAGUCGUUCUUUAAUAUGGAGCCAGGAAGAUGCUACUAUCAGUCUCUAUAUGCGAGGGGAUAUUCACACCUUACUAGUAAAAUCAAGGAGAGGAAUGUUUGCGUUAAAAGAUCUGGAGAUGCAUAUUUGGAUGGUAAAGUGGUUAUGAGGGCGUACAAGAUGAAGUCAUCGACAUCUUGGGUCACAUCAGACCCUAUGGCAGCCCCAGACAUAAUUGUUGACGCACGUAUAUUUGGAGGCGGCUUGACAGUAGGAACAAUCACGCAGUCGGACCAGGAGGACGUCUACGGCAGCGCGGCCACAAUGGAUUACAAGCCGUACAUUUCCAACAUACAAACCACACUGGGACAAACAUCGAGACUCUUGCGGAACAGAAUACAGCGUCUUUGCAACGUGACCUUCUUCCUGGCGCCGUCGCCGGUUGCAGAGGUUACAGAUAUCGCUAUCAACAUGACAUUGCCAGUGGGAUGUGAGAAGGACUCGACAUACCAGCCUGCGCUUAUAUAUUGGGACAAAGAUGAAGAACAAUGGGUUCAUAUCGACGAAGGCUGCAAUGAGUACUUGUCGGCAAUCGUCCAAUCGUCAAGAUAUAAUUCAACGAUAUGUGGCUCCAUGAGAAAUAAUUCUUCCGUUCGAAAACGUCGUGAGACAUCAUUUGAAAUCAAUGCUCCAAGACAAUACAAUCUUGUUAGAAUAGCCAAAACGUACCAAAACUCACCUCCAAAAAUUGUCACUGACAAUGUCUACUUUAUUGAAGAUAUAACGGGAGAAUUUGACAUAAAAACAUCUGAUGCAGAAGACGAUGUUCUCAGCUUCAGAAUUGUAGACAAGCCAAGCAAUCUUGACUGUAAUAUAACCUCCACCGGAAAACUUAAAUGCAUUCCUGAACCAGACUUUUAUGGCGAGGAUACAGUUACGGUUGAAGUCACUGAAUCGGGACUUCCAUCUUUUGAAGAGCCUAACUCAGAGAAAAGGACAUUAAGAAUUGACAUACAGGAUGUUCCAGACAAAACUGAACGUUUCUUUUUAGACUUGAAUGAAACUUGGCAUGCUGAAAAACGACCAUCCAUGAAGCAUACAAUCAUAACAAAUGCAAACCGGUCUUCUUCACUUUUUGUUGGAAAGAUCAUUCUCGCUGACGUAGAUGGCGGUGAAAAGUUUACAAACAUUCCACGAUUUACGUCUCUUGGAAAUUCCACAUUUUCACUGAACGCCAGUGAUCUAGAAUCAAUUCCAUUUGAAAACUACACUACCAAACAUUAUCGGUCAAAGGCAGCCUAUCACGUUGAUUUUGAAUUCAGUCCCCUCCUUCAAGGAAAAAUGGUCCUAGAUUUUAUAGCCCAGACAGAGGACUCAAGUUAUACCCCCGGGGUAACGAUCAGUGUGUUUGUCUUGGAGAAUCCUUGUAUCCAUGGUUACUGUAACCACCCAACACUGGGAGAGGAUGCAUGUAAUGACACAGCCCGCUCUGAUUCGUUUGUUGGGUAUGAGUGCGUGUGUUAUCCAGGCUACAAAGGUGAGUGGUGCCAGACGGAAAUCGACGAGUGUGCACAUGAACCCUGCUCCACCCUGUACGAUUGCGAGGACCUGGUCAAUGAUUACAAAUGUAACAUCAACAUACCCAAGCUGAUGGCGGUCAUCAUUUGUCCUCUUCUUUUCAUGAUACUGGUCGUUUAUUUGCUGAGGAGGCUUAUGAUGAAGAUCAGAUACAUGAAGUUGUCCAGGAGCAGAGUUGGACUGAUGGAUGAAGGUACCCAGAAAAUCUAUGAAGCCGGGGAGAGACCACGAACCGCUGCUUCUAUUAACCUGCAAGAGCCAGCGGCUACAGACAUGGUGGUAAACACAAAGUGGCAGAAUAACAGAGCUUUUGAAGAGAUGGACGAAAGCACAGCCAAUCCGCUCUUUGGUCCAGGCAUAGCAAUGCCUCCGCACCAUCGAAAAUUCAUUGAUGAAGACGAUUCCCCAGACCAUGCUAUAUUCGCGAGAGCGCUUGCACUGCCUGAGUCGAAACCGGGCAAGUUCUCCGCUGAUGAGUUAAACGAAUCAUCUAGAGAGCAGCUAAAAUCAUUCAAGCAGUUCGCAGUUGAAAAACUCAUCGAAAACGAGCCAUCUGGUCCGGCGAUCGAAGAAAUGUCAGCAGUGGCUGCAAAACCAGUGAAACGUCUUCCGCCGCUGAAGACGAAUGGCAAAUCAUCGAUACCUAGAGCUACGCUUAAGCCGCUUAGUCACGACGCUUUCGGUGAAUUGGUGGAGAAGCUAAAGAAGGAGUCCACCAUGACAGACAUUAAUGUUUAA